AUGCAAAAUAGCCAGGCAGACUCCGCAAAUAUUGGGGACAGUGAUUCACCGGCUCCUAGCGCAGGCAACGAGGUGUUCUUUGAAGCAAUCUCUCCCACGAUUCAACAACAACCAACCGCUAGCAUCGACAGGGUAGAGCGAUUGGAGUUGCCUCCCUUUUGGACCAAACAAGUUCAUUUUUGGUUCGCGGCAAUCGAAGCGCAAUUCCAGCUAAAAAGAAUUACAUCCGACACAACCAAAUACCAGGCGGUAAUCGCCCGGCUUGACCAGGACACGCUCGUCAUCGUCGAACAUAUCAUCUUUAACCCACCGGAAGCCGAUAAGUAUGCCGCAAUCAAGGAUACGCUAGUGAACCAUUUUUCAAUUUCAGAAGAGCGUCGCCUGAAAAUGCUACUUUCGGGCUUGGAGUUAGGGGAUCGACGACCGUCCGAGUUACUGGCAGAAAUAAACCGUCUUGGCGGUAAACAUUUAGAUUCCACUUUCGUGCGCGCUAUCUGGCUGGACCGGCUUCCGCAAUAUAUUCAGGUAGCCCUCACUGCUUCAGACGACAACGACAACAACCAACUUGCGCAACUAGCAAAUAAGCUGAUCGAAAUCAAGCACGACCCCGAUAGUCGGUACGUAAUGCCCGUCGCUCGUAAGUCAAGCGACGCAAUGCAAUCGCAGCUAGAUGAAUUAGCAAAACAAAUGCGUAAGCUGACUCAGGCCAUGGAAAAGGAGGUUGCUCGUCGGACACACGUACCAUUGCGCACCAGCCCCACGGAUACUUCGUCAGCCUGUUUUUACCAUCGCAGAUUUGGCGCUAAAGCCAACAAAUGCACUCAACCAUGCACAUGGGGGUCGGUUCAGGGAAACGCAGAAGACUCCCAGUAG
Rhagoletis pomonella (apple maggot) is the source of this 873-nucleotide messenger RNA. RefSeq lists its product as uncharacterized. The transcript has a single exon. Lineage: Eukaryota; Metazoa; Arthropoda; Insecta; Diptera; Tephritidae. Bases 1 to 873 code for a protein of 290 amino acids. The record is from RefSeq and is a predicted model, not a curated record.